Molecule: messenger RNA, 873 nt
Organism: Paecilomyces variotii
Lineage: Eukaryota; Fungi; Ascomycota; Eurotiomycetes; Eurotiales; Thermoascaceae
Product: putative vacuolar protein sorting 29
Exons: 4
Coding region: 160-762 (200 amino acids)
Biological process (GO): intracellular protein transport; retrograde transport, endosome to Golgi
Cellular component (GO): retromer complex; endosome
Source: RefSeq, a predicted model, not a curated record
CUCGCAACUCCAGCGGAAGCUGCCUGGAAGCUCCGCCGUGGAGAGCUCGAAGGAGUAAAGUAGUAAGCAGUUGGACGUGUUCGCUGCUUCACCCUCGCUCUGUCUCAUCAGCAUUGGAUGUCAGGAAUGGGCCGUUGAGAAACUUGCGCAGGAUUCACGAUGACCUCGCGUCUGGUCCUGGUCAUUGGGGACCUGUUCAUCCCGGACAGAGCUCCGGACCUUCCAGCAAAGUUUAAGAAACUCCUUACUCCCGGCAAGAUCGGCCAGAUCCUCUGUCUAGGCAACCUUACCGAUCGGGACACCUUCGAGUUCCUGCGGCAGAUCGCACCCGACCUACAACUGGUGAAGGGCGAUUUCGAUGUCGAUUCUCCUAACCUUCCUCUCUCCAAAGUAGUCACACAUGGCAGCCUCCGCAUUGGCUUCACUCAUGGCCAUACCAUCAUCCCGCCCGGUGACGCAGAUGCUCUCCUGAUUGCGGCCCGUCAGAUGGACGUCGAUAUUUUGCUAUGGGGAGGAACGCAUCGGUUCGAGGCCUUUGAGAUGGAGGGUCACUUCUUCGUCAAUCCCGGCAGUGCGACUGGAGCGUUCAGUACGGGAUAUGCGCCCGAAGGCCAAGACCCGACUCCGAGCUUCUGCCUGAUGGAUGUCCAAGGAGAUGUGCUCGUUCUCUAUGUGUACCAGCUAAAGACGGACGCGAGUGGAGCGGAGACCGUCGCAGUCGAGAAGGUGUCAUUCCGCAAGAACAGCGGCACCACGUCAUGAUUUCUAUUUCUUCUACCAGCAUUUUGUACAUACCCCUAAGAAUGUGUGCUAUUAUGACCCUGCAAUUCUAUCAGAAUCAUUGUUCAUCCGCUACUUCCUCCCCAUCUUCUU